GCAGAGUGUGAGCCAAAGCCUUAGCGGGAGAGCGCGCUGCUCUACAUCAAACUGCAUAAAAGUCUCGUUAUGCAUUUGCCUGCCUUGCUUGCAGGAGUAAAUCUUGAUUACUACGCGGGAAUAUGCAUAUAGCUGCGCGAGGACGCCUUCCCGCAAAGACUGUGCUUUCAUCACUAUAAUCAGCUGCCUAACUACUCUCUCGUAACAUUUUGGGCUUUUUCGCUGCUCGGGUGAGAAGUGACAGGAGCGCAGACCCCUCCUCUGUUGGGCGGGGCGUGCAUUUCAUUUUGUAUUUUGUGAGAGUAUUUUUUUUCUCUCCCCCCUCGUGUUGCCUGCUCUGACACGUCUGCACUGAGUGAGUGGCAUUGGCACACUGUCAAUCGCUCACUAUCAAACAACAUAAAACACACACGGGCACACUAGCUGCACCUCAUAAAUUUGAGCAAGGCAAUGUAUUUUUUUUGUUUUAUUUUUGGCGCAUCGCUUUACAAUACAGCGCUGCAUCCCUAUUAAUUUUCUUCUUGCUUUUUCCCCCCAGCAGACAUCGCACAACUUUUUGUGCAUUUUUUCAAAUAAAAAAUAUUCGGACAGCACCAUAUUUUUGGUAUUACAUGGACUUCAUUUCUGCAACAAGGUUUUUUUGUUUUACGCACAAGUAUUUGCAGCUUUGGAUAUUUUUGCCUUCCGAUUAGGAUUUUUGUGGACAUUUUUGUGAGGAGAUGCACCGGAAAUCCCACGAAGAGCGCCAAUAAAUGAGAGAUCACCAAAGGAGCAAUUGUGUCCAAAGCCGUCAAAUCCCAUAGACAGAGAGAAGAUACAUUGGCGUGAAGAGUCGCGGUGGAUAAGAUGGACAACCUUCGACAAUGUUGACAGUAGACGUUUUGAAUUAAAUACCCGUAAUAAGGUAGUAUUUUACAAACGCCGUCUCCCGUUUUGGCACUUUGGACCGCGCGUAAAGAGACAAGCGUCAACUUGGACACGUUUACGCCACCGCAUCGCUGUGAUAUAUAUCGAUAUAAUUUUUUUUCAUGUUUUUGUUUGUUUUAUUUUUUUAAACAAAACGUCUGUGUUUUGGGCCACGCUGCCGUUCCCCCUUUUUGUCUUCGGCACAUGUUCUAGCCCUUUUCGUAUAUGAGUUUUUCAAUUUGUGUGGCUCAGUGCACAGACUCUUUAGCGGCUCCGAUGGACGAUCAAGCCCGGAUCAUGCAGUCGAUCGGCGGCGUCACUCUGGCCGGCCACUCGGUACAAGGGGGCAUGGCUCUCCCGCCUCCACAUGGACACGAUGGCACGGACGGCGACGGACGCAAACAAGACAUUGGCGACAUUCUUCAUCAAAUCAUGACCAUAACCGAUCAAAGUCUGGACGAGGCGCAAGCAAAAAACAGGAAACAUGGACUGAACUGUCACAGAAUGAAACCAGCACUCUUCAGCGUCCUCUGUGAAAUCAAAGAAAAGACAGGUCUCAGCAUUCGGGGUGCCCAGGAAGAAGACCCUCCAGACCCCCAGCUCAUGCGUUUAGACAACAUGCUGCUGGCAGAGGGUGUGGCCGGACCAGAAAAGGGUGGCGGAUCCGCAGCCGCCGCAGCUGCAGCCGCUGCCUCGGGCGGGGCAGCUGACAACUCUAUUGAACAUUCCGACUACAGGGCCAAGCUCACCCAGAUCAGACAGAUCUAUCACACAGAGCUAGAGAAAUAUGAACAGGCGUGUAACGAAUUCACUACCCACGUGAUGAACCUGCUGCGGGAACAGUCUCGUACGCGGCCCAUCUCGCCCAAAGAGAUUGAGCGCAUGGUGGGAAUCAUCCACCGUAAGUUCAGCUCCAUCCAAAUGCAACUGAAACAGAGCACCUGCGAGGCUGUCAUGAUCCUGCGUUCCAGAUUCCUUGAUGCCAGGCGGAAAAGGAGAAACUUCAGUAAGCAGGCGACAGAAAUUUUGAACGAGUACUUCUACUCCCACCUCAGCAACCCUUACCCAAGCGAGGAGGCGAAAGAGGAGCUGGCCAAGAAGUGCAGCAUCACAGUUUCCCAGGGGGUGGGAAGCACCAUCACAGUAUCUCAGGUAUCCAACUGGUUCGGCAACAAGCGCAUCCGCUACAAGAAAAAUAUUGGCAAGUUUCAGGAGGAAGCCAACCUGUACGCCGCCAAGACUGCUGUAAAUGCGGCACACGCUGCAGCCGCUGCAGUGCAGAACAGCCAGGCCAACUCCCCUACUACACCAAACUCUGGAUUCCAGAUGAAAGAUGAGGAGUUUCAACUGGAUUCUGCAGAGAGCAAAAACACUCUUUUAACCAACAUGUUUACUGGUUCUUCAGGUUCUUUUAACCUCCCAAACUCUGGGGACAUGUACUUGAGCAUGCAGAGUCUGAAUGGGGAUUCUUACCAAGGGGCACAAGUCGGAGCCAAUGUACAGUCACAGGUGGAUACCCUGCGCCAUGUUAUCAGUCAGACGGCAGGAUACAGUGAUGCUCUUGGCCGAAACACGAUGUACAGUCCACAUAGUUUAAAUACUAAUGGUGGGUGGCAAGAUGCAACAACUCCGUCUUCAGUUCUAUCUGCGACAGAGGGACCCGGCAGUGUGCACUCGGAUACCUCCAACUGAUCCACUCUCCAUGCAUUUAAGCCUCAAGCUGGGCAGGGACUUUUAACUGACUGCACAACUGCAGAGGACCUACAAAACCUUUUCACGUCACUUUUUUUUGUGCAUUUGUUAUGUCCCACGACUACAUGCCACAUGUAAGGAUGAACAUUUUUACCUUGAAGAGUCAACUUUUCAUGAUUGUCUCAAUGUUUUCUUUGUAAUUCAGAUGCUUGUUGAAGGGUAAGCGCACACACUGCAUGUGCAAAUAUCAAAGAGCCCUCUGAUAUUCAUCAAACGUUCAUGUUAUCUUCUGUAUUGGAAAUACAGGAUGGGUAUUUACAUGACAUUUAAAAUGUCAAAUGUAUGUGAUUGCUCUUUUUUAUUUCAUAUUUUAAAAAUACUUUUUUCUUUGUGUUCUUCGAAUUAAUGGAUUGAAGCAGCUGUUAAUGUGACCGUAACAAUGCUACUGUUGACAGCUCAAUGGCAGCUUUGUGGUUACUUCCAAGUACAAACCAAUGAUUCUUCAUAUCUGGAGCAUAAAGAAGUGUCAUUGAUUGCAUUACCACGACAUGACACCAUCCCAUAUUUUAUCAUGCGAUGUUUGCCAUGUACAUAUGUAAACAUUUUAUACUGCUUGUGGUAGUCAUCAAAUCUCCCACAGUCGAUCAUAACUCGCGAGUCCCAGUGACACCAACGUGUACAAAACAUAACUUAAGAGUGCUUAAACUUCCCAACAAUCAAUACACAGCUUUAUUGCCUCAUUACAAGUCAUAACAACAAAUUCCAUAAUUUCUGUAGCUUAGAGUGCUCACAUACUACCUCUCAACAUUUUUUGCCUAACUUCUUAUUUUUUUAAUUGUUUUACUUGUUUUAAUAACAUCUUGCAACACUUCCUCAUUCUCUAUGUAAUGUAAUGUAUAUUUUAAUCUUUUAAUAAAACUCUGUUGCUAUCUUGCAGCUUAAAAUGACAAAAAAGGUGAAUCUGAUGACAUUAACAUCAUGAAAAAUAGCAGAGCGAGUACAUUGUUGGUCUGUGGCUUUUAUGAAGGGGUACGAUAAUAUUGCGAUAAAUAAACAGUACAACUGUUGUAAAUACUUCAAAAAAACAUUUUGAAUGUUGCUCAUCUUAUUACUAAAUCAUACCCCAAAAAAUGAAAAAAAAAUCAUUAUGAAGACUGUAAUGCAUAGAAGUUUCAGUAUUCAGAACUGUAUAUUUCCAGCUCUGUUCAACAGGGUUCAAACUUCCUUUCUCUUUUUUCUAUUGUAUGUUAUUCUGAAACUGAAAAGUCAUGACAAAUGAUUUGUGGCAGUGAUUCAAAUGUAAUAAAAAUGUUUAGUGUUGCUUUCUAACCAGACGACACCCUGGACUGAAAAGUCUUUCUUGUGGUAGUUGUGUAAUUUAAAACAUGAAUAAAACUUUUGCUUUGAUGACA
Hippocampus zosterae (dwarf seahorse) is the source of this 4010-nucleotide messenger RNA. It is a transcript of the gene pbx3b, whose product is annotated as pre-B-cell leukemia homeobox 3b. Gene Ontology annotation, molecular function: DNA-binding transcription factor activity, RNA polymerase II-specific; RNA polymerase II cis-regulatory region sequence-specific DNA binding. Gene Ontology annotation, biological process: eye development; animal organ morphogenesis; neuron development. Lineage: Eukaryota; Metazoa; Chordata; Actinopteri; Syngnathiformes; Syngnathidae. The coding region runs from base 1132 to 2598 and encodes 488 amino acids. Gene Ontology annotation, cellular component: nucleus. The record is from RefSeq and is a predicted model, not a curated record. The transcript is spliced from 11 exons.